Polistes canadensis is the source of this 1277-nucleotide messenger RNA. RefSeq names its product 28S ribosomal protein S10, mitochondrial (gene mRpS10). The record is from RefSeq and is a predicted model, not a curated record. Gene Ontology annotation, cellular component: mitochondrion; mitochondrial small ribosomal subunit. NCBI's taxonomy places the organism in Eukaryota, Metazoa, Arthropoda, Insecta, Hymenoptera, Vespidae. Bases 147 to 662 code for a protein of 171 amino acids. The transcript has 5 exons.
AAUCGUUUAGAAGUUAGAAAGUGAUCAUCCGUGUAAAUACAAUAAUACAAAUCUAAAAGUUUAUAUUAAUAUUAAGAUUUGAUAUCAAAACAAUUUUAUAUAUAUAAUAAAUAAAAUUAAUUUAUUUUUAAAGUGACAUUAUAAAAAUGUUAUCUUUUAAGGUUGGUUCUAUGUUCAGAAUUAUUAUAAAUGAUACAAUUCGUCGACAAACUGGACAUAUCGGAAUCUUAACAAAACCCUUCUCCGAAUUAGUGGGAGUAAAAAACGAGGAUGUAAAGCCUAAUCUUGACAAAUUAUAUAAAAAAAUAGAAAUUGAAGUAAGAGGAAAUGAUCCUGCAGUACUUAAAAGUUAUGGUAAAUUUACUGAAAUGACUGCGGGUCAUUUAGGAAUUAAUAUGUUAAGAAAUACGACGCCAAGAAAACCUAUAUUUGAACGACUAACAGUGUUAAAAUCUGUACAUGUACAUAAAAAACAUCGCGUACAAUAUGAAACCAGAACUUAUUACAGAUUUAUGGACUUUGCCAAAUUGACUGGAUCAACUGCAGAUACUUUUUUAGAAUAUCUUCAAAGAAAUUUACCGGAAGGUGUAGCAAUGAAAGUUACAAAGGUUGAAUUACAAAAGUUACCAGAAUCUAUACAAACGCCACCGACUGUUACUUAAUUUUGUACAAAUUAUUGAAGAUAUAUUAUCAUAGUGCACAUAGUAAGUUAAACGGAAUCGCUCGUUAAAUUAAAAUAAUUUUUAUCUGUAAUUCAUAAAUUACAUUUUCUAAGAGUUUUGUUUACGAAAAAAUAUAAAAUAUUACAUAUUCAUACUUACUUUUUGAAGUCUAUCAUAUAUUACGCGUGAUCAAUUAUUUUCAGCGAUUUUAUUAAAGCUACAUUUUUCUGGCAGAAAGAAAAAUGUCCUUUUUAUGAUUAUGAUGAUUUAAUGGUAAUAACAUUAGUCGAUAUUCCAAAUGGUUUCUUGAGUGCAUUAUGUUGAAGCUCAGGUAGCGGAUUUUUCUUUUGAAAUAUUAAAGGCUUAUCUUUAAGUACUGCGAGAAUAUUAACAGUUUUAAGAGGUGUAUCUUCAACAUCUGCAAAUUUUAAAUGUUGUUGAUCAUUGUUGCUAGAUUUAAUUCGUUUAUUGUUUCGUUGUAUUAUAGCAGUUUCGUCAAUAUUAUGUUUUCCAAUAUUAGAUGAAAUUGAUCGUGUUUUAUUUCUUUCAGUUAAAUGCGUUUUAAUUAAUUCCACAUUAGCGAUACACCUUCGUAGGAUAAAUUCAUCUGCACAC